UGGCUUUGGUUCCCGGGCCAAGAGCACCUGGAAGGAGAUUUGGGAUAGCAGAGCUGAUGGCUACGCAGACUUCAUCAUGAAGAAGAGCUGUGUCCAAGGGACACGCAUGUACAAGCUCCAGCAAUACCUGCAGAAGAAGCAGCAAUCUGCCGCUGCUUCCAUACCUGCUAAACAUACCCCAAGGGCCCCAGCAAAACCUAUUGUGAUGGAUGAUGAUGAAGAGCUGGAGAGAGCGAUGUUGAGCAUCUCACCCUCUAAGCUACAAGUGCAGAGCUUUGCUGUGCCAGCAGCAGUAGCAGCAGCUGCCAUACCCAGAGUGUCACCAGGAGCAAAGACAGGUUUUUAAAUAAGAGGUUUCAGGACUGGAGUAAGAUGAAUUGCCCUCCAAAACUGAAACUCGACUUAAACUGUUAUGUUGUUUGCGUUCUGGCCAUGCUCCGGCCAUGUUCCUCCAACAAUAUGGUUGUAUGCUGGCAUUAUACUAACUGUCCUAAGGACUAUGAAUUCCAACCACGAUGAUGUUCCAUCACUGUCCAACCCAACUCCUUAUACAAGUGCUGAAUUGCAGGCAUCACCAGUUGAUGCUCCAACCUCUCCAAGCAUAAAGAGGAAGACACCUGUGCCCCUUCCAGCAGAACUGACGUUCCUAGUAAAGGAGAAAACGGGUGUAAGGCAUAAGUCAACGCCAGAACUCUGCAAAAGUGCUGCUGUCACCUCUGCAAGCAAAGUGCUUGCAUUUGAGGACCGUAGUGAAAAUGUUCCUUCAGCUCAGCCACCUGUUACUGUUCUCCUGCCUGUGCAUGACCAUGACAUGAGCAGCUGGAGCUGUUCUCAACACCAGAAGCUGUGGAUGAGGAUGGAGCUUCAGGAUCUCGGGCUGUGGCCUGGGUCUCGUCCAGUGCGUAACCCAGGGAACUCAAUUUCACUAUGGCGUCUUCCUCCACAACCUGAGCUUGUUGAUAUGGCGUCUGAACUCCCAUCCCCUAACUUCUUCCAGCUACACCCAUUUUUCAUCUGGAAGCCGGAGGCUCACAUUAUGGUCAGGUUGAGAAACACUUACAUCCUGCCAUGUCUGCAUGGAUGUCCUCAUCCACAGGUGGUCUCUGCAGGAGUGGGUAGGCCUCGGGUGAUUGUUGGCACCAGUGGUCAGUAUUACAUCUUGUCCUCACGACUCUGUUGCAAGGCCUGUCAGAAGUACUGGUUUGCUGACAAUCCACGAUGGCUUGAGAAGCUGCCCAAGCGGUUUACCAACAUUCUGCCUGCAUUCCUGACGUACAAGAAGGCCAUCUGCAAAUCUGUGAUGGAUGAGCUGAGGCGCACUGGCAAGUCACCAACCGAUAUGGCAAACCAGGUGAAUGAGCUACUGCACCUCAAGUACGAGCGAGCACAUCUGGCAUACCUGCAUGCCAUAGAAAGCAUCAGGGAUGCUGAGGCUGGCACAUAUGGACAGAGGACCAUUGGGCAGUUCUUGAGGAAGGAAAGCACUCCACGUGCAUUCGGGUCAUAUGAUGAUCAAGAUGGCUGGUAUGGAGUCUCCGUGUCCAGCUUCUACCUGACUGACUGCCUUCUAGAUGAGUACAAACGUCAAGAGCCAGCCAUGUCCAAACUCCUCCAGGGCACAUUUGGGAGGGUCUUCAGGUCUGACCACACCAGGAAAGUUGCAAGAAAAGUAACGCUGGCAUCUGGGGUCAUGUCAAGUUAUGCAAUAAUGAAUGAGAACUGGCUGAUUGUUUCCUGGGUGAUGGUUCAGUCUGAGACUCAGAGGUCCUUGGAGCCGAUGUACCAGGGAUUGGCCAAGAGGUACAACGAUGCUGGAGUGGAAAAGGCAGGCUUCCACUGGAUGGACAGGGAUUGCUGUGCUCCAUUUAAGAUCCCAGACUGCAUCCCUGCUGAACAUCUAAACUGGGAUGCCUGGAAGACUACCCCUUCCAUUGUUGCUGGGGCCACCUCUGGACCGCUGGAGAACACCUGUGCCUCACGGUCAUAUUUCAAUAAUAACAUUGUGGUGAAGCUGGACUUGUUCCACUGCCUGAGGCGUUUUUCACGGGAGAGCACCUCUGAGCAUCACCCUCUGUUUAGCACUUUCUGCCAGCUCCUCUCUGCAGCCUUAUCUGUGGUGGAUCAGGAGGACCUAGGGAGGCUCCAGGAUGCCUAUCGUUUCUGCGGUAUCCAUCCAGCCAAUCCCACCAAACAGCACAUACGGGAGCACUGCAGGACCAAAGUACCACAACCCACAGAGCUGCUAGACAGAGUGGAGAAAGUCCUAAAGCAUUUUCACCUGGCCAUGGACCCCAACAAUGUUCCACUCUUCAAAUCAUCCAUGCUGAAGACGUGGCGCAUACAGAGAGUGCACAUUCUCCGUGGUUGCCUCAGUGACCCUGAACUCUCAGAGGGCAUAAUGUACCGGUAUGGUGGAACACUUCAACUUAAUCAUGUACCCGGUGAAGGCGCCAAAGUCCCCAUCUGGAUUCCUGUCAGAGGUACAUCACAGCAAGAAGGGUACCACUUUCACCAGGCCCAAUGGAUCACAGGGACUCAUGUCUCCACUGAAUUGUUCCAGGCCCAGGGCAUGACAGGGGUGGCACGGUGGAACCACCAACGUAUGCUGGAUCUUAAGCAGCCAGGUGUCAUCCUUCCUGCUGUGUUUGAUCCAGCUCUAAUGGUUGAGUUAAAUUCUACCUCCAAGAAAGUGACUGGGGAGGAGAAGUAUCCUACACUUCAUCUCUCUGACAGAGACACUAGAGAGAGGUUUGGCCUAGAGUACACAGAGCCAGGCUGCCGUCCAGUCCCUCUGGAUUGGGACAAACACCGAACCCAAAAGAGAGGUGAACCAGCUGCUCUUUUGCCUCUUCCUCCUGUGCAGACACCCACUCCUACCCAAGUCCAAGCUCAACCUCCAGACACAGCACCUUCCUCCAGCCGGACACAGCUCUCUGACACAGCAUCCCCUGGACCAGCAUCAUCCAUCAGUCAUUUGCUCUCUGCUGGUGAACCUCCUGCAGUGAUGGAAAUCUCACAUGCUGAACCUGCUGCAAUCCAUAUGGUACAGAUGUUGUCACAAGGAAGCAUGGGACCUCCAGUUAAAAGGGAAACCUUAAAUACUCCACCCAUACCUUUGCAAUCCUCACCAAGGAGUGCCCGCACUGGACCAAUCAAGACUGGUGGACAAGUGUUCGUCUUGGACCAUAAACGCUGGACAUCACCAAUGAAGGAGGCUAUUGACAGCCUCCUAGACAAGUACCAUGGACAGAAAGACAUGUUAAAGCUUGUGGAUCAAGAUUAUGCUGCUAUGGUCCAUCGGUCUGCCACAGAUCCAAACAGUCUGCUUCACCCCACAACCAAGUACCACAUAGCACAGUACAUGAAAAACCUGGCUAAACAGCUGAACACAAGUUCAUCAAUGAACACAAGUCAAGAAAAACUUUUGGAGACACAAAAACUGUGGCAAAGUUUAACUGAGGAAAGCGAGACUGUCCAUGUUCCAGUUGUAGAACUGCCACCAGCCAUUGUGAAUCCAGCAGUUCCGGUCUCUCAGCCAGCAUCUGAAAAGCAAGUAUCAAAAGAGAAUGUACAGAAAAUAGUACAGGAAAUACUGCUACAUCAACAGGAGCAGCAGCAGCAGCAGCAGCAACAAAAACCCAGACAGACGAAAAAAUGUCUCGCAUGUGGGCAGCCAAAAUCCCGCUACCAAAGUGAUGGAUCAUCAGUUCAUCACUUUUAUCAGCAAGGGCCUGUUAGGUAUCACUAUUGCUCCACAAAGGUGUUUAAAGCCUAUGCUGCAGAGGGACUGACAAAUCCAAGAAUGGCCUUUGAAGAGUUUGCCCAGACUGACUUCUUUCAGCGUGAACUGCAUCUUACAAAGCAAAGAGUAGAGGAAAAAGCUGAAAAGAAGAGGAAACUCUCGGAUCCUCAACCUCAGGGAAGAAUGUGCCGUUUCUGUCGCACAGAGCUAAGGCAGGGCCCAAACAGCAAGCACAUUCACACAGGGUUUCCAGGAGUGGCAGGAAAAUACAUUUACUGUCCAGCUAAAGUCCUCGCCUUAUACAAAGACAGAGGCAUGACACAGGAAAUGACAUGGAAGGAAUUUCAAGCUUCAUCAUUUUAUGGAAUGGAAAAGGAGAGGUGGGCAGCAGAGAGAAAUAAAUAG
This is a messenger RNA of Carassius auratus (goldfish), 4147 nucleotides long. RefSeq lists its product as uncharacterized. The transcript is spliced from 10 exons. The record is from RefSeq and is a predicted model, not a curated record. The coding region runs from base 413 to 4147 and encodes 1244 amino acids. NCBI's taxonomy places the organism in Eukaryota, Metazoa, Chordata, Actinopteri, Cypriniformes, Cyprinidae.